Messenger RNA from Colletotrichum phormii, 2388 nucleotides. Its product is annotated as fungal-specific transcription factor domain-containing protein. Gene Ontology annotation, molecular function: zinc ion binding; RNA polymerase II cis-regulatory region sequence-specific DNA binding; DNA-binding transcription factor activity, RNA polymerase II-specific. Gene Ontology annotation, biological process: positive regulation of transcription from RNA polymerase II promoter by galactose; DNA-templated transcription. Lineage: Eukaryota; Fungi; Ascomycota; Sordariomycetes; Glomerellales; Glomerellaceae. The record is from RefSeq and is a predicted model, not a curated record. The transcript has 4 exons. The coding region runs from base 1 to 2388 and encodes 795 amino acids. Gene Ontology annotation, cellular component: nucleus.
AUGGCAUUUCCGUCCGCCGAUCAAGCAUGCAAGGAGUGCCGGAGGCGGAAAGCCAAGUGCAACCGGGCGAUUCCGACAUGCAACUUGUGCGUAAAGUACCGCCGGCACUGCCUAUAUGAGAAGCACGCCCGCACCCCGUUGACAAGGAAACACCUCACAGAAGUAGAAGAGAGGUUGGAGCGGGCCGAAGCAAUCAUCACACAGAUGAGAGCGUUGAUGCCAGCCCAGCUGAGAUCAGGAUCCGUGCUACCUAGCCCGAGAAACCUGGAAACACCGGUGCCAAGAGGUGAUGAAGAGUCCUUUGACUUCUCAAAGCUGGACACACCGGCGCCAACGGAUCCGGCUCCCCUUCCGUCUUCCCUUCCGGCCCUCGCAGCAGCCGUAGGGCCCGAUCCACUUCCACAAUGUGAAGGCGUCUAUCCUGACCCGUCACAGCCAUUUCAACCAUCACCGGCACCCCAGAAUCAUGUCCCGUCUUUAGUCCCACCAUCCUCCAACAUAAGACCCGAUCCCCCACGGGCUCCAAGAACUACUCAACACAAACCCUAUAAUGACACAUCCCACAGAGACCUCAACCUCCUCGAGGCUCAUCCCACAGACGACUUCGAAUGGGACGAACAAGAGACCCUAACAAACUAUUCAGCGUCCCCCGAAGCCAUCCUCGAAGCCGACUUGAACGGCGAAGUAAUCGCAGACCCAAUCGCAGACGGCAUGGCCUCACUAGCCGUCAGCGAAAGAGAAUCAGGCUACCUUGGCGUCGCCUCCGGCGCAGCUCUCCUCCGUCUCCUAGAACCAUCAACGCCAAGACGAAGAACCCAAUCCUCCUCCUCAAGACCAGGAGGAGGAGGGACACUGGCUCACCACCAACAACACAUCGUCAACCCACCCAUCACGCAGCAGCCGGAUCCCAACAGACACAUCACAGACGCAAUGAUCGACGCCUACUUCCGCCUCUACCACGUAAGCUACCCCAUCAUCCACGAAGCCACCUUUAGAGCGCAGUACGCCGGCGUCAUCCCCCGCCCCAGCGGCGACUGCUGGCUCGUCCUGGCCUACACCGUCGCCGCCAUUGGCGUCUACACCACGGCCGCGAACCUCGAUAACCUCGACACCUCGCUCUUUGCGCAGGCCCGCUCGAUCCUGUCCUUCAACUUCCUCGAGGUGGGCAACCUGACGCUCGUCCAGGCGCUCACCCUCAUCUCCAAUUACCAGCAGAAGCGGGAUAAGCCGAAUUCUGGGUACAACUACCUCGGUCUGGCCGUGCGCAUGGCCAUGGGCCUGGGUCUGCAUAAAGAGUUCCAGGGGUGGAAUAUCUCGCCUCUGAAUAUGGAGAUUCGACGGCGGGUGUGGUGGUCUCUGUGCGUAUUUGAUGUCGGGGCAACAAUCACGUUCAGCAGGCCGUCCGUCUGGCCAUACGAAGGCGUCGAGGUUUCGUUACCAUUAAACGUCGACGACAAGUCAUUGACCGCCAUCUCAAAAUCAUACCCCCCAGAAACAGACGGCAUCACCCCCUACACAGCCGUCCGAACACAAGCAAGCUUCCACAUCGCCACAACACCAAUCUACACAAGGGUAAUCUCCAAGCCUCUCCCCUCCCCAGACGAGAUGUUACGCCUCGACCAAGACCUUCUCGAGCCGUGGCUAGCAAGCUUCCCGUUCUACUUCUCCUCCACGAGCCACGUGCCGCCAAAGUACGCCCUCGCCCACGCCGUCAUGAACUGGCGGUACAGAAACCUCCGCAUCAUUAUGUACCGCCCCUUCGUCAUCCGUCGAGCCCUUCAAGCCCGCGACCGCCGACCCGACGACUCACCGGAUAACGUCCGCGCCUUUAAAAAGUGCCUGGCGGAAGCCAAGGCGACAAUCACCAGCAUCAGUGAGUUCUGGCAACGGAACGAGCACAAUCGUUUAGGUGCCUGGUAUGCCUUAUACUUCCUCUUUCAAGCCGCCCUCAUACCCUGUAUAUGCCUCCGCAACGACCCAGCAUCCCCCAACGCACGAGACUGGCGGGAGCAAAUCACGACCACGACACGCUGUAUAGCCGCCCUCGCCCCCGUGAACUCCAGCUCAUCUCGCUGCUAUCAAGUCAUCAUCGACCUCUGCGGCCGGUUUCUAGGCAGCAAUGACGUUGCGAUGCCCGUGGCCCCAGCCUCGGCGGCUCAGGCAGGUUCUGCCACGUCUCCUAGCUUUGAGGCCAAUACUGCACAAGCCUCGGCUCCUGAACCCAUAGAUGAGAGCCCCCAGACCCAGAUUAACAGCGUAUUUUCCAUGAUGUGGCCCAACGUACCUCCCUUGGAGGCCGCCGACGUUGUCGUGGGCGACGACGCGUGGAUGGAGUUUCUCAAGGGAGGGACAAGUGGUGAUGGUGACGGGAUGUGGUUCGGUAGCUAG